UCUCGGUUCAUGCGUGUUCCCCUCCAAAGGAACUGACUAGUUACAGACACAAUGCCGACCGCUAUGCAUCUAAUUAUGCUAGCCCUAGUGGGCCUGACCAAUGGUCAUGCCAAUAAUUCUUAUGAAAAUGUUUUGGAAUCCAUAUUAAACGAAUUGGAGGGUGGCUUGGAGCUUCAUCUAACGAAACCAUCCGAUUUCGACCACAGUUUGGUCCAAUUUAUAUUGAGACAAUGGAGCUGCACAUUGACCAUCAGUAGCACCGAGACUAUGUCAUCGGAGGAGGAUGACAUCUUUCGUCAUCAUUUUAUGCUGUUCGAAGAUGUCAAUGAAAUGUCGGAGUAUCUGCCACAUCUGAAGAAUCUCGGUGGUUUCUAUAUCCUGGCCUUAGUCCACACUCCACAGGACAUGGCUAAGUUGUUCAAAUUUACGGCUGAUGUUUGGCUGCAUCAUGGACAUAGUCGGAUCUAUUAUAUUCAACUGGACAUGGAUCGCAUCUUAGUCUAUAAUCCUUUCAAGACAAGUCUAGAGUUUGUUAAUGACGCGACGACCUAUAAACAUAUUUAUGGUAAUUUAAACGGACAUCCUUUAAGAGUGUACACCUUCGAUUCGGUCUAUUCGUUGGUCUUUGGCGAUGGAGCCACCAAGAAAGUUCUUCGUGUCACUGGAGCUGAUGCCAAAUUGGCCGAGGAAGUAGCCAAAGUAUUAAAUUUCACUCAGCAUUUUCUUUGGCCAGAUGAUGAGUUCUUUGGAGGUCGGACACCGAAUGGUUCUUACAGCGGCGGUGUGGGUCGUGCUCAUCGUGGGGAGGUUGACAUCAUAUUUUCUGGAUUCUUUAUCAAGGACUAUCUCACCACGCAGAUUCAGUUCAGUUCCGCUGUCUAUAUGGAUGAUCUUUGCUUGUAUGUGCAGAAGGCCAAGAGGAUUCCACAAUCCAUUCUACCACUCUUUGCUGUCCACGAGGAUGUUUGGUUGUGUUUUUUGCUGGUGGGCUUAAUAGGUGCCUUCAUUUGGCUUUGCUUGCGGGGAUUGAAUCUCGGCCUGCACAUCGAACGAAUUGCAGAUGGAUCGAACGAGAAAGAGUAUCCUGGCUUUUACUCCCUGGCCAUGCGUAUCUUUAUCGACACUUGGGUUGUUUGGGUAAGGGUCAAUGUGGGUCGUUUUCCACCCUUCAAUUCGGAGCGCAUGUUUCUCGUUUCCUUGUGUUUGGUUAGCGUAAUAUUUGGAGCCCUAUUGGAAUCCAGCUUGGCCACUGUUUAUAUACGUCCUCUGUACUAUAAAGAUACCAAUACUUUAGCUGAACUGGAUGCCACUCAGCUGCCCAUAUAUAUCAAGCAUCCGGCUUUCAAAGAUGAUCUCUUCUAUGGUCACGAUUCAGCUGUGUAUCGACGUCUAGAUUCCAAAAUGACGCUUGUGGCCGAAGGUGAGGAGCGCCUCAUUAGCAUGAUAUCAAAGUUGGGCAGAUUCGCAGGAGUCACGCGCUCUGCUAGCCUGGAACUGAAUGACAUUCGCUAUGUUAUGACCAAAAAGGUCCACAAGAUACCCGAGUGCCCCAAGAACUAUUAUAUUGCUUACGUUCUACCCAGACCAUCGCCCUAUCUGGAUGGCAUCAAUGGAGUGAUACUGCGUAUUUUGGCAGCUGGACUCAUGGAUCUGUGGACUGGAGAGAUGAAAGAGCGUGCCCGUUGGAGUAUACACAGAUUCCCCGAAUAUCUGGCCGAACUAAAUGUGGGCAGUUGGAAAGUUUUAACCCUAACUGAUGUGCAAUUGGCGUUCUAUGCCCUUGGCAUUGGUUGCCUCCUUGCAGCAGCUGUCUGGCUCCUGGAGAUGUGUUGGAAAAACAAAUAA
This is a messenger RNA of Drosophila willistoni, 1845 nucleotides long. RefSeq lists its product as uncharacterized. Bases 52 to 1845 code for a protein of 597 amino acids. The record is from RefSeq and is a predicted model, not a curated record. Lineage: Eukaryota; Metazoa; Arthropoda; Insecta; Diptera; Drosophilidae. The transcript has 2 exons.